Molecule: messenger RNA, 544 nt
Organism: Porites evermanni
Lineage: Eukaryota; Metazoa; Cnidaria; Anthozoa; Scleractinia; Poritidae
Source: the annotation of a GenBank genome assembly
AUGGAAUACUGCAACAUUUGCCUGAUGUUGUCUUCUGAGGGCAAACAGUUGGUGAUGAUGUCGUGGCUGGUUAGAGAAGACAAAUGAAUGGUCUUGUUAUAAUGAUAUUACUUUGAAAUAACACUUAGGAUGGUAUAACUUCAUUGUAGGUCGUGCAGGAACGUUGGAAUAUUAGUAACACCAAGCUUCACUGACUCAAGACGAUAUUUAUGGUUUGCAGCUAACGUCACGGCUGCCACGUUGGUUGGCACAAAAAAACACAGAGGUUACCCUGUUAGUAACUAAACUAUUUUUUUCAUGCAAAGUCCCCUUCUUGUCAACAACCCGUCACCCAACAUGAUCGCCUUGUAACGUCAGUUGUAAACCAAAACUUAACUGAUCCAAUUUUAAAUCUUGUUGUGAACUCGUAAAAUUGUUACAGUGGUACAUGUAGAUAUAUUUUAUGCAAAGUACUAGGAAUAUCGGAAUUCUCACUGUGAACUGUCAGGACUGCAAAACACAGGAACAACGCAAUCAGCGGCAUUUUUUCUGCGGGUUUAUAUAG